AGCGAAACUCUUUUAGCAUUACGGGAGUUUUUUGCUUUGCUGGGCCACAGCUUCUUGUUGCCAUGUCAAUGGCGCCUGCUUUCGCCUCGUCUCAGAAACCAGAUGAUAUUAUUGAUGUCUCCUUGGAGAUACCUGUGGUGCAGGGUGACACUUCGCAUCGGCUUGAUGAACUACUGCUGCUCCAUGAGCAGAGGCUUGUCCAUGCUAUGGAGGAGGGGUUCUCUCGCAUUCAGGCUCUCGUUGGGGGCUCCGUGAAUGUCACUGUGAUGGAGCCAUCAGCUCCAGUAAAGGCACCAACCGUGGGGGAGGCAGAUAUCACAACUCAAGAUGUGGGAGGUGCUUCUCGACAGGUCACAGCUGAUGGUACGUUCAGUCGUCGAUUAUCAGUCUUGGGCGAGAAGGAAGACGGAGAAGAUGUCUCCCUGUUCCAGCGGCUGUCUAGGGAGGCCAAGCCGACUUGGUGGCAAGUGCCUUUGAGACGACUUGUGCGCUCCUGGGUGUUUGAAAUCUUCUUUGCUGCAGUGAUAUUCACAAACUCCAUCUUCAUUGCAUAUCAAGUGGAGAUUGCAGCAAGGAACCUAGGCUCGAAACCAGAUUCCGUUCUAUUUCUCAUUGCUUCUGCGUACACGUUUUUGUUUACAUUUGAAUGGAUCGUUCGCAUCGCAGCUUGGGGACCGCGAGUGUUCUGUGGAGAGGAUUGGCAUUGGAUGGCCUUGGACACCGCUGUGGUGCUAUCAAGCCUCUUUGAGUUUGCCUUGGAGCUGCCCAUGCACCAGGAGCAUUCAUCCAGUACAAUCAGCAACAUGCGUCUCCUGCGCGUCCUGCGGGUUGCUAAAGUUACACGUGCCCUUCGGAUCGUGAGGGUCGUGAAGUUUGUCCGUUCUUUGAAGAGCCUUCUAUUCUGCAUUGGGCGCACCAUUCGUGCAUUGGCAUGGUCAGCAGUGCUCCUGAUGCUCAUCAUCUUUGUGUUUGGGCUGAUAUUCACCGACAUCACCACCGAGUUCCUCUCGAAUCCAGAAAAUACAAAUCUUUCGCAGAAGCACAUUGAAGAGAUGCUAGGUUUCUUUCCUGAGCGGUUUGGAGGUCUUGAGCUAUCGACGCACACCUUGUAUGCCUCUAUCACUGGAGGCUUCACAUGGGUUGAAGCCCGUGACUUCUUCGGGAAGAUCAGCCUUGUUUGGGGUCUCCUGUUUGAAGCAUAUAUUGCGUUUUGCUUGUUUGCAGUCUUGAAUGUGAUGACUGGCGUGUUUUGCCACUCAGCCAUUGAAAGUGCAGACAAAGAUCAUGAGCUGAACUUGCAGAUGUUGGCCGUGGAGAGGCAAAAAUAUUUCAGGGCUGUGAAGCGGCUUUUUGCCAGGCUUGAUCAAGAUUCAGAUGGUGGAAUCACUGCAGAAGAGUUUGAGGUUGCACUACAAGAUGCAGCCUUGAUCAAUGUGUUUGACGCCUUGGAGAUUUCUGUUGCGGAUGCGUGGAACUUGUUCAGGACCUUAGAUAGCGAUGGAGACGCACAUGUUGGUCCUCAAGAGUUUGUCGAUGGUUGCUUGCGCCUGAAGGGCCCUGCUAGAUCAAUAGAUGUUGUUUGCAUCAAGAGGGACCUCAACCUUCUGCACCAAAAGCUGGACACGCAGGUAGCGGCUUGGACGUCCACCUGCGCAAAAAACGACGCUCCGCAUCUCUAAGAGAUGCUGUGCAGUGGCCCAAGUGGGCUGAAGGGUCCACUUCACAGCUUGUUGAAGGUGACGUGAUGACCCGGACUAUCGCAGUUAUACGAGAUGGACUUACAGGUUAUCCACACAAAUUGACCAGGUGCAGUUUCGAAUCGUUGUAAGAUGCUGCACUUGGGUUGAGGUUUGUAGUUUCCCAAAGGGCGCAGAUAGCAACUGCCUCAAACCUUAGGCAGGCAAAGAACUAAUUAAGCUAUGUACAGGCCACCACGAGGGCUCCAUUUUGGCAAACUGCGCAAACAGAUCGAGAACAGCCAAUGGCAGCCAAAAUGGCUUUCUAUUGAUAUCACAAAGGAAAAGAACUAUAUAUUUAUAUAUACAGUAUUUUUUGCGGUAUCGAGCCUCCAAGUGCUGCAAUGACUGUAGUGAAGUGUCAUGCGUUUGGGCACUUCGUGAAUGCAAGACCAAAUCUUGUCCUCCAGGAUAAAUUAGUCUUGGACACAACCCUUGAUACUACAAACAAGAUCAAGUCUUGAACACUUCUUCAAGGCUUUUGAGUCUUGGACUGAACUACCGGCCCCUAGCGGCUUGAGCAUAACUAUAACGCUAUCAAGUGCAAUUCAGUUUGAUUGAACUUUGGACCAAGGUCACUGGAGUUGGGAAUCUGCGGACUGAGUAUCCGAGAUCAUGGACUUGACGACAAAUCACACACACACAUACGAAGGCAGUAAGAAUCGAUCGAGAGGAGCUUGGCUGCACAAUCAUGUGUC
Messenger RNA from Durusdinium trenchii, 2434 nucleotides. Lineage: Eukaryota; Dinophyceae; Suessiales; Symbiodiniaceae. The record is from the annotation of a GenBank genome assembly.